UUAUAAAUGUCAAAAGUAAAAUCGUUUUCAUAACUUUGACGUCAUUACCUAAAAGCGCAUAAAUAUUUUAAUAAAAACAAACAAAAAGUGGCUCAAAUAAGGAUAAAUUAACUUCAAAGGCAAUAAUAUGAAAUUAACUUUAGGCAGAUAUCGUGUACUUUUGGGUUUGCAAUUUUCUCUUUUGGUUGCUGAUUUAUUUUUCAACACAUUUGCCCAUUUGCUGUUGCCACAAAAACUUCAAUUGACAAUAUUAUUGUUUGUCACCCAGGAUUUGUUCAUUAUCUGCGAGUAUCUCUUUUUCACCUUUGCCGUUCAUGCCACCUGUGUCUAUGAGGUGGGGGCUACUCAUGUUAUUCUGAAGAACUGCAAAUUAUUUCUAUUUACCAUUUUGUUGUACUUUUUGCUGUCGGUUUCGCAACACUUUUGGUUUGUCUACAAUGUCCUGUGGUAUCCCAUGACCAAUUGGUCAACAACUAUGAAAGCUUUAUCAUUUGUACAGAGAACAGUUUCCUUCUUCUAUUAUUACACAUAUAAGCGCACAGCUUUAACCAUAUCCGAUCCGAGAUAUUAUGAGGAAAAUAUAGAUUGGAUUGCGGAGCAAUUGAGUGAUAAGUAAAUGAGCGGGAAAUAUAUUUUGGAUUAUACAAUAAUACGUUCUUAUAUAAAAAAAAAAAAUAUAUUAAAUAUAUAUACAUUUUUGUGUCUAGCUAAACAAUUGCAAAUUGUUGAAAACCUUAGGCAGAGGUUAAGGACGAUGUAAUUAAUAAAGACAAAAAACACAAAUGUUUUUGUUGUUUCGGUAGAAAA
Molecule: messenger RNA, 807 nt
Organism: Stomoxys calcitrans (stable fly)
Lineage: Eukaryota; Metazoa; Arthropoda; Insecta; Diptera; Muscidae
Product: transmembrane protein 138
Exons: 4
Coding region: 128-616 (162 amino acids)
Cellular component (GO): cilium
Source: RefSeq, a predicted model, not a curated record